Molecule: messenger RNA, 3203 nt
Organism: Ipomoea triloba (trilobed morning glory)
Lineage: Eukaryota; Viridiplantae; Streptophyta; Magnoliopsida; Solanales; Convolvulaceae
Product: 5'-3' exoribonuclease 3-like
Exons: 23
Coding region: 90-2792 (900 amino acids)
Biological process (GO): nuclear-transcribed mRNA catabolic process
Cellular component (GO): nucleus
Molecular function (GO): 5'-3' RNA exonuclease activity; RNA binding
Source: RefSeq, a predicted model, not a curated record
CGCAAACCCUAGCUUGCUUAAACCCUGCAUUCCUGAACAACGUCUUUUCUCUGAACAACAAAACCCAGCAAAACCAACUGCUUCUCAAGAUGGGUAUACCUGCGUUCUAUCGAUGGCUGCUCGAACGGUACCCUCGUUCCGUUGAGCCGGCAAUGGAAGAAACUCCGGCGGUCGUCAACGGCGUUACCGUCCCAAUUGACACUACCGGACCAAAUCCUAAUGGAUACGAAUUUGAUAACUUGUAUCUCGAUAUGAAUGGGAUUGUACACCCUUGUUUUCAUCCUGAAGGCUUGCCUCCUCCGAAGACCUACGAUGAUGUGUUCAUGGCAGUAUUCAAGUAUCUUGAUAGAAUCUUUUCAAUCAUUAGGCCCCGGAAGCUUUUAUUCAUGGCGAUUGAUGGAGUUGCACCGCGUGCUAAAAUGAACCAACAGCGAGCAAGACGUUUUAGAGCUGCUAAAGAUGCAGCUGAUGUAGCUUCUGGAACAGAGAAUCUGAGAGGGAUACAUGAAUCAAAAGGGGAAGAUUCAUCAGAUACUAAAAUACUGGAUUCUAAUGUAAUCACUCCUGGAACUGAAUUCAUGGCUAUGCUGUCGUCUGCACUACAAUACUAUGUACAGACAAGAAUGAAUGAGGACCCAGGCUGGAAAGGAAUCAAGGUUAUUCUCUCUGAUGCUAGUGUACCUGGUGAAGGAGAGCACAAGAUUAUUUCUUACAUCCGCUUGCAAAGGAAUCUGCAUGGAUUUGAUCCUAACACACGGCAUUGCUUGUAUGGAUUGGAUGCAGAUCUGAUUAUGCUUGCACUUGCCACCCACGAAGUUCACUUCACGGUUCUAAGAGAAGAUGUUCGCAAAGCACACUCCAAGGAUAGAGGUCCAAAACUCGUGAAACAUGUCCGAGUUGCAAAAUGUGGCAAGGAGUUAGAAAAAUUUAUAUCACAACAGAAGUUUCAGCUUCUCAGAAUAUGGGUUCUCAGGGACUAUCUAGCUUAUGAUUUACAAAUACCAGAUUCAGCAGUUAAAAUAGACCUGGAACGACUGAUAGAUGAUUUCGUUUUUAUGUGUUUAUUUGUUGGAAAUGAUUUUCUACCACACAUGCCUUCAUUGGAGAUAUCAGAGGGGGCCAUUGACUUGCUCAUGAAUGUCUACAAGAAGGAAUUUGUCCAAAUGGGUGGUUACCUUACUAAUUCUGUUGAGGUUAAUUUGAAAAGGGUGGAGCAUUUCAUACAAGCUGUUGGUUCAUGUGAAAAUAGGAUCUUUAAAAAGCGCAUACAGGCAAGAAAAGAAUGGGAGAGGCCAAUGAGACAUCAUUCAACUAAAUCAGAUACUAAAGGGAAUCAAACUAAAAGCCAUGCAAAUUUCAAGACUGCUUUGGAAGAUGACAAGGUUAAAUUAGGGGAAGAGGGCUGGAAAGACAGAUAUUAUGCAGAAAAAUUUGGGGUUGAAUCUGUUGAAGACUGUGAUAGGGUUCGUAGGGAUACGGUUUUGAAAUAUGCUGAAGGGAUAUGUUGGGUGAUGCAUUAUUACUACCAAGGAGUCUGCUCCUGGCAAUGGUUUUAUCCUUACCACUAUGCUCCCUUUGCAUCUGAUUUUCAUGGUUUUGAUCAAUUAGACAUAACUUUCACACUAGGCAAGCCCUUCAAGCCUUUUGAUCAGUUGAUGGGUGUCCUUCCAGCUGCAAGUGCACAAGCACUCCCUCUUUCGUACAGGAAGUUGAUGACAGAUCCAUUAUCCCCCAUUUUGGACUUCUAUCCUCCUGAUUUUGAGCUUGACAUCAAUGGAAAAAGGCAUUCAUGGCAGGCUGUGUGUAAGUUACCAUUUAUUGAGGAAUCCCGUCUUCUCUCAGAGAUAGCAAAAGUUGAGAAUACAUUGACGGAUGAAGAAAAGAAGAGAAACAGCCUUGGACUUGAUAUGCUAUUUGUUCAUGGAUCACAUCCUUUAGGUGGAAAGAUUUUUUCAUUCUGUGAACGGAAUAAAGAUAAUCCAAAGUUGACACAGACAAAAGUGAAGAGGAAAAUCAACCCAAAAUUCAGCCAUGGAAUGAAUGGGUACAUGUAUAUUUCUGAUAACCCUGUGUGUCCUAUAGAGAUACCUUCACCAAUCAAUGGCAUGGAUAUGAUAAGAGAGAACAACGUAAUAUGUGUAUUUUAUAAAGUCCCUUCUUUUCAUCCUCAUAUUACCAGACUGCCUGAAGGAGUAAUAUUGCCUGGAAAGGCUAUCAAAAAGCAUGACAUCAAGCCGCCUCCAAUGCUGUGGCAUGAGAAGACUGCCAUUACCACAGGGAGAGUCACCGUAAGGCCUAUGCCUCCCAAGUCUAUAUCGGGAUCUUGUUUGGCGAGGUUAGCUCAUCGGCUUGUUUUGGAAAAUCUUAUUGUGAAGGGACAAGGAAAUGGGGUUAACAUGGCAUUGCAAGCACCUUUGUCAGACCAGACAUGUCCUGACGAUGAAAACCUUGAUAAAUGCAGCAGGAAGAGGAAGCGUAAUGCUGAAAAAAGAAAGGCUCAGCAUGAACAAGGAAAUGGGGUUAACAUGGCAUUGCAAGCACCUUUGUCAAACCAGACAUGUCCUGACGAUGAAAACCUUGAUAAAUUCAGCAGGAAGAGGAAGCGUAAUGCUGAAAAAAGAAAGGCUCAGCACGAACGCAAGAGACAGAAACUUAAACAACUGGAGGAUGCCAUUGCUGACCCUUCACAAAAGAGUUCCAUUGGACCGGCAGUGUAUGCUUGCAAUAAUGCUCCCGAGCAAUGUACAGCGAUUUCAGGAAAAAUCUCUGGGGAGAUAUCAACCUGUGCGUAAUCACGAGUGCCUGGCAUAACAAAAGACCAGAGCACUUGUUUGCAGGUAUUCAAAUUCUGGAUGGUUCAAUUACUUCUUGCUAUUGUGCAGGAGACAUCUAUACAAAUUUUAGUCCAUUGAUUUCCCAACCUACCUGAAGUUGCUGCAUUUGAGGUGUUGUAUCAUGUAUGUUUAGUAUUGUGUAGCUGUAGCUGCUGGCCAUUGCUUCAAUUUUGUUCUGUUGACCCCUUGAGUCCUAACACCCAUACCGGUACGGGAAACAUAAAAUUUUCUACUGAGUAGCAUUCCUGAAUGUACGAGUUUUAGUUUGAUAUAUAUUGUUGGGUAAUGUUAGAAUCUAAGAUUGGGUCAAGGUCAAUUAGUUUAACUCAGAACUUUAUAAAAUCCAUAUAUUUUUUAUUAUAUUUUCAA